Manihot esculenta (cassava) is the source of this 4674-nucleotide messenger RNA. RefSeq names its product ABC transporter G family member 29. The record is from RefSeq and is a predicted model, not a curated record. Bases 1 to 4449 code for a protein of 1482 amino acids. Gene Ontology annotation, molecular function: ATP binding; ABC-type transporter activity; ATP hydrolysis activity. The transcript is spliced from 21 exons. Gene Ontology annotation, cellular component: membrane. NCBI's taxonomy places the organism in Eukaryota, Viridiplantae, Streptophyta, Magnoliopsida, Malpighiales, Euphorbiaceae.
AUGGACGGUAUAGAGAAAACAAGUGGACGACGACGAAGCCAAAGAAACAUGAGCGGAAGCAUUAGCAGGAGAAGUUGGAGCAUGGAAGGUGUAUUUUCAAGGAGAAAUAGCAGUGUAAAUGAAGAUGAAGAAGCGCUAAGAUGGGCUGCCAUAGAAAAGUUACCAACAUAUGAAAGAUUGAGAACAAGUAUCAUAAAAUCUUUCGUAGAGAAUGAGAACCAAGAAACCGAGAUAAUACACAGAGAAGUUGAUGUGAGAAAGCUUGACGUGAAUGAUAGACAAAACUUUAUCAGCAGCGUUUUUAAGGUUGCAGAGGAAGAUAAUGAGAAGUUCUUGAGAAAAUUUAGACAAAGAAUCGACAGGGUUGGAAUCCAACUUCCGAAGGUGGAAGUUAGAUUUGAGAGUCUAACUGUGGAAGCGAAUUGCUAUAUUGGCAGCAGAGCUCUUCCUAGCCUUGGAAAUGCUGCCAAAAACAGUGUUGAAUGGGUUCUUGAUAUGAUCGGGAUCAGUUUCUCUAAGAGAACAAAACUCAAAAUCCUUAAAGAUGCUUCUGGGAUUUUAAAACCAUCAAGGAUGUCUCUAUUAUUAGGUCCACCGUCCUCUGGGAAAACAACCUUGUUGCUAGCACUCGCCGGAAAGUUAGACUCAAAUCUAAAGAUGACAGGAGAGAUAACAUAUAAUGGGUAUAAGCUGGAUGAAUUUGUGCCGAGGAAGACAUCUGCUUAUAUUAGCCAAAAUGAUGUUCAUGUCGGAGUAAUGACUGUGAAAGAAACCCUAGAUUUCUCAGCAAGGUGCCAAGGCAUUGGAACUCGAUAUGAUCUCCAGACAGAGCUUGCUAGAAGAGAAAAACAUGCAGGAAUACACCCAGAGGCAGAAGUAGAUCUUUUCAUGAAGGCAACUGCAAUGAAUGGAAUUGAGAGCAAUCUCAUUACAGACUACACUCUCAAAAUAUUAGGGCUUGAUAUCUGCAAGGACACCAUUGUCGGAGAUGAAAUGCUACGAGGAAUAUCUGGGGGACAAAAAAAGAGAGUAACCACAGGAGAGAUGAUUGUUGGACCCACAAAAACACUGUUCAUGGAUGAGAUAUCAACGGGUCUAGAUAGCUCCACGACAUAUCAAAUAGUGAAGUGCCUGCAGCAGAUAGUCCACCUCACUGAUGCCACAGUAUUGAUGUCCCUACUGCAGCCGGCUCCUGAGACGUUCGAUCUGUUUGAUGACAUCAUCCUUCUAUCAGAAGGCCAGAUCGUCUAUCAGGGCCCACGAGAGAGCGUCCUAGAUUUCUUUGGGAGCUGUGGGUUCCGCUGCCCUGAGAGAAAGGGCACCGCCGAUUUCUUGCAAGAGGUUACUUCAAGAAAAGACCAAGAGCAAUACUGGGCAGACAGAAGCAUGCCAUACAGAUACAUAUCAGUUGCUGAAUUUGUAGAAAAAUUCAAGAAGUUCCAUGUAGGUGUACAACUAAAAGACGAGCUCUCAACGCCAUUUCAUAAGUCUCAGAGCCACAGAGCAGCUCUAGUAUUCACAAAAUACUCAGUACCAACAAAGCAACUACUCAAAGCUUGCUGGGAUAAAGAGUGGCUUUUGAUGAAGAGAAAUGCCUUCGUUUAUGUCUCCAAGGCUGUCCAACUCGUGAUAGUUGCGCUAAUAGCUUCAACUGUGUUUCUAAGAACAAAAAUGCACACAAGAAAUGAAGAUGAUGGUGGAUUAUAUAUUAGUGCACUUACGUUCAGCGUCAUCCAUAACAUGUUCAAUGGCUAUGCUGAGCUCUCACUCAUGAUCUCGAGGCUUCCUGUAUUUUACAAGCACAGGGACCUCCUGUUUCACCCUGCUUGGACUUUUACUCUUCCAACUUUCCUUCUGGGUCUGCCUAUAUCUGUAAUUGAGUCGAUUAUUUGGGUCGCCAUUGCAUAUUUCACCAUAGGAUUUGUGCCUGAAGCUAGCAGAUUUUUCAAGCAACUGGUAUUGGUAUUUCUGACACAGCAAAUGGCAGUUGGGAUCUUUAGGCUCAUAGCUGGAAUCUGCAGGACUAUGAUCAUUGCCAAUACCGGCGGGGCUCUCGUUCUCCUCCUUAUUUUCAUGCUUGGAGGUUUCAUUUUACCCAAAGGUAAAAUUCCAAGAGGUUGGUCAUGGGGUUAUUGGGUUUCACCCAUAACAUAUGGUUAUAAUGCCAUUUCUGUGAAUGAAAUGUUUGCUUCAAGGUGGAUGGACAAACUGGCUUCAGAUAAUGUUACAAGAUUAGGCAUAGCAGUGCUCGAGAACUUUGAUAUCUUCGCUGAUGAGGACUGGUAUUGGAUUGGCGCAGUUGCUCUUGUGGGUUUUACGAUUGUCUCCAAUGUCCUAUUCACCAUUGCUCUCAUGUACUUAAACCCUCCUGGAAAUAAACAAGCAAUAAUCUCUGAGGAAACAAUAAAUGAAAUGGAGAGAUCACAUCAGGAAGGUUCAACUGCUGAACCAAGACUAAGAAGACCCAAGUCAAAGAAAGAGUCAAUUUCUCGGUCAUUAUCUUCUGACGAAAACAGAUCAAGGGAGAUGGAGGUCGUAAGAAUGAGCAGCCAGUCAAAUCCCAGUGAAAGAAAUGGUGGUGGAGCCAAUUCUGUUGCUGUUAAAAGAGGAAUGAUUCUGCCUUUCACUCCUCUAGCUAUGUCAUUUGACAGUAUGAAUUAUUAUGUCAGCAUGCCUGCUGAAAUGAAGGAUCAAGGAGUCUCAGAGAACAGGCUUCAACUGCUUCGUGAAGUAACAGGUUCAUUUAGGCCUGGAAUUCUCACAGCACUAAUGGGAGUUAGUGGAGCUGGAAAGACGACAUUGAUGGAUGUUUUGGCAGGAAGAAAGACAGGUGGGUACAUUGAGGGCGAUAUUAGAAUUUCAGGGUUCCCCAAGAAGCAAGAAACUUUUGCAAGAAUUUCUGGAUACUGUGAACAGACUGAUAUCCACUCGCCUCAAGUCACAGUUAAAGAAUCGUUGAUUUACUCGGCAUUCCUUCGUCUACCAAGAGAAGUCGGCAAAGAGGAAAAGAUGAGCUUUGUAGAUGAGGUGAUGGAAUUGGUAGAGCUAGAGAAUCUCAAAGAUGCUAUAGUUGGGCUUCCAGGGGUUACAGGGUUGUCAACAGAACAGAGAAAGAGGUUGACAAUAGCAGUGGAACUUGUUGCUAAUCCCUCGAUCAUUUUCAUGGAUGAACCAACUUCUGGACUUGAUGCAAGGGCUGCAGCAAUUGUUAUGAGGACAGUGAGAAACACUGUGGAUACUGGAAGAACAGUUGUCUGCACAAUCCAUCAACCUAGCAUUGACAUAUUUGAAGCCUUUGAUGAAUUGCUACUAAUGAAGAGAGGAGGACAAGUGAUCUACUUAGGACCACUUGGUCGAAAUUCACACAAGAUCAUUGAAUACUUCGAAGCAAUUCCUGGAGUUCCUAAAAUCAAAGAGAAGUAUAAUCCAGCAACAUGGAUGCUGGAAGUGAGCUCUAUAGCAGCAGAAAUCCAGCUUGGAGUCGACUUCGCAGAACUGUACAAAUCAUCAUCCUUAUACGAAAGAAACAAAGCUUUAGUGAAGGAGCUAAGUACACCACCUCCAGGAGCAAGUGACCUUUAUUUUGCUUCUAAAUAUUCUCAGUCUGCAUGGGGCCAGUUCAAAUCCUGCCUUUGGAAGCAAUGGUGGACUUACUGGAGAAGUCCUGAUUACAACCUUGUUAGAUUUUUCUUCACCUUGAUUGCUGCCCUUGUUGUUGGGACGAUAUUUUGGAAGGUUGGCUCAAAAAGGGAAAGCUCAAAUGACCUUACUGUGAUUAUUGGAGCCAUGUAUGCUGCCGUCUUCUUUAUCGGUGUUAAUAACUGUUCAACUGUACAGCCAAUAAUAACCAUUGAAAGAUCUGUCUUUUAUCGAGAAAAGGCAGCCGGAAUGUACUCUGCACUGCCUUAUGCCACUGCACAGGUGAUUUCUGAAUUACCGUACGUGCUUGUUCAGACAACAUAUUACACGGUUAUUGUGUAUGCCAUGGUGGCUUUUGAAUGGACAGCAGCCAAAUUCUUCUGGUUCUAUUUUAUCUCCUUCCUUUCUUUCCUCUACUUUACAUACUAUGGAAUGAUGACUGCUUCUCUCUCUCCAAACCUGCAAGUAGCAGCUAUCUUUGCUGCAGCAUUCUAUGCUGUGUUCAAUCUCUUCUCUGGCUUCUUUAUCCCAAGACCAAAAAUCCCCAAGUGGUGGGUGUGGUACUAUUGGAUUUGCCCAGUAGCAUGGACUGUGUAUGGGCUCAUUGUUUCCCAGUAUCGAGAUGUUGAAGACACUAUUAAAGCUCCAGGGAUUGUGCCUGAUCCUACAGUUAAAUGGUAUAUAAAAAACCAUUUUGGGUUUGAUCCAAAUUUCAUGGGGCAGGUGACUGCAGUAUUGAUUGGCUUCUCUCUCUUCUUUGCAUUUCUGUACGCCUUUUGCAUAAGAUUUCUCAACUUCCAGAACAGGUAGUAAGCCAUAUAGAGAGAGAGAGGCCAUGAGGAAUUCCAAAUAUGGUGGCUAUAGUACAAGGACUCUAUUCAUCUUCUAGGAAUAUAGAUGAUGUUUAGUUUACAAUGAUAUUGAACAAUAUAAAUUGAUUCCUGGGUUCAAGAACUGAAUAAAAGUUUCACUGCAGCCUUGUGAGGUAUCAGACUUCAACUAUUUAAAACUUAGAAAAGGAGUUUUUUAGCCUCU